AAGCUACAUGCCGGGCAUGUGAUGAAGAUGUGUUUGCUCGUUGCAAAAGAGAUCUCGAAUUUCCCGAACAACAAGGAACGGAUGAGGAAGGGUGCUUUUGUAGACGCCUACUGGAUCGUUCGCGACGGUGGCCUCUUGGGGCUAAUAGCUCAUUUGUUGCUGUAUCACAAGGUGUGGCGUGAAUGUAAACUACGUUUCAUCGGGAUUGUUCGUCGAGACGACGAGAAAGAGGCCACGCUUUAUCGAAUUGAGCAGUAUUUAAGAGCGAUGCGGCUCAGGGGCACCGCAAAGGUAGCAGUUUUUACUUUAUCAGGUUACGUAUCAGUCAUGUAG
Molecule: messenger RNA, 333 nt
Organism: Gongylonema pulchrum
Lineage: Eukaryota; Metazoa; Nematoda; Chromadorea; Rhabditida; Gongylonematidae
Source: the annotation of a GenBank genome assembly